Aspergillus eucalypticola CBS 122712 is the source of this 936-nucleotide messenger RNA. It is a transcript of the gene cap2, whose product is annotated as F-actin-capping protein subunit beta. The record is from RefSeq and is a predicted model, not a curated record. Gene Ontology annotation, biological process: actin cytoskeleton organization; cell morphogenesis; barbed-end actin filament capping. Gene Ontology annotation, cellular component: F-actin capping protein complex; cytoplasm; actin cortical patch. Gene Ontology annotation, molecular function: actin filament binding. The transcript is spliced from 5 exons. Bases 1 to 936 code for a protein of 311 amino acids. NCBI's taxonomy places the organism in Eukaryota, Fungi, Ascomycota, Eurotiomycetes, Eurotiales, Aspergillaceae.
AUGGCUGACGCUCAAUUCGACAGUGCGCUCCUGCCUAGUCCCUGGAGGCGACCGAUCCACGCCAUCGACCCCGCUUGCUGCCUCCCGCUGACCAUCAUACCUGCUUCCAGGGACCUGCUCCGGCGCCUCAACCCCCGCGAUACGAAGCAAAACCUCCAGGCAAUCACCUCCAUCGUCCCCGAUCUGACCGAGGACCUCCUCUCUUCUGUCGAUCAGCCCUUAGAGAUCCGCAAGUGCCCCAAGACAGACCGCGACUACCUCCUCUGUGACUACAACCGCGACGGAGAUAGCUACCGGUCGCCCUGGAGCAAUGAGUUCGACCCCCCGCUGGAAGAUGGAACCGUGCCCAGUGAGAGAGUGAGAAAGCUCGAGGUUGCCGCCAACGAGGCAUUCGAUGUCUACCGUGAGCUGUACUACGAGGGUGGAGUAGGCAGCGUGUACUUUUGGGACUUGGACGAUGGAUUCGCCGGUGUUAUACUCUUGAAGAAGGGAGUUACACCAGGUGCUAAGAGCUCAGGAGAAUGGGACAGUAUCCACGUCUUCGAGGCUACCGACAGAGCGCGCAUGUCCCACUACAAGCUGACUAGCACUGUCAUCUUGCACUUGGCUAAUGAAUCCGAGUCCUUGGGUGAGAUGGACCUGAGCGGUAACAUGACCCGUCAGGUGGAGGUGGAUCUGCCUGUCGAAUCGGAUGCGAGCCACGUUGCCAAUGUUGGUCGGCUUGUUGAGGACAUGGAGUUGAAGAUGAGGAACCUGCUGCAGGAGGUAUACUUCGGCAAGGCUAAGGAUGUUGUGGGUGAACUUAGGAGUAAGUGCAGGUCUCCCUUCCUUGUCCGAAUCGAACAGAGAUCGGGCUACCCACCUGGAGAUGAUCCGGUCUAUGCACAGCUAGUCGUCUGUUUGUCAGUUAAGGAAGCCAUUAUAGCGUCGUUUUAG